This is a messenger RNA of Echinostoma caproni, 645 nucleotides long. The record is from the annotation of a GenBank genome assembly. NCBI's taxonomy places the organism in Eukaryota, Metazoa, Platyhelminthes, Trematoda, Plagiorchiida, Echinostomatidae.
AUGAUCUCUGUCUGUCUUCCCGUGUUCUCCUCCCCCCCCUCACACAUUCUCCAUUCACAGCUCAGUCGACAUAUUGUGGAAUAUCAGAAACAGGCGAAAGAAUUGGUCUGUCGACUGACACCCACUUCCCCGUCUCGAUGCUCCCUGUUGGCUGACCCGUACGUGUUUCAUUAUCUGCUCGAUCGUGGUGUGUGCUAUCUCAUCCUGACCGAGGGUCGAUUUAAUCGCACCAAUGCGUUUGCUUUCCUCGAGACUAUUCAGACCAAAUUCUACUCGGAGUAUUCGGCCAAAAUUCACACCGUGUCUCGACCAUAUGUGUUUCUGGAUUUCGACAGUUUUAUUCACCAAACGCAGAAAGCCUACACAGACACUCGGUCCUCGAACAUGAAUCAGUUAAAUGUGGCAUUGCAAGAUGUGCAACGGAUUAUGUCUCUCUCUAGUAUCUGUCCCCACGAUUUGCACUAUCACCUUCUAUCUCAUUCUCUUUCAGCUUUGGACGAACGUGCGUCUCAUCUGUCCACAAUGUCAAAGAAAUACAAACAGGAUGCGACCGCUCUCAAUUUGCAAUCUGCCUGGGUGUUCUAUGUGCUUUUCUGUAUAGUGAUUCUGGCCAUUUUCACGUACAUUUUCUUCCGGUUCAUGUGA